AUGAAGUUUACUCUCGCUACUGCCAUUGCGGUGGCCGCAUCUGCCGUAUCCGCCAUCUCGCCCCGCGCAGUCACAGACACUGAGAUGGGAUGGGGGAAAGCUCUCGCUGGAGACUCGAAAGCCUGCGCUGAUUUGGGUGUCAUCUUUGCUCGUGGAACCUUCGAUCCUGGAAAUAUCGGUCCUUGGGUCGGUGCCCCUUUCCGCGAUGCCCUAGCGGCCAAGACCAAGAGCGUUUCCUUCCAGGGCGUGGACCCCGGCGCGUAUCCUGCUGAUCUUGCUGGCUACGUCGUCGAGGGAGGUAGUGAGAAGUGCGCCUUGUCCAUGGGUGUUGUCAUCGAUGCCUAUGUCAAGGCCUGCCCCAAGGCCAAGAUUGCUGUAACUGGCUGGAGCCAAGGAUCGCUGUGCGCCCGUAAGAGCUUCGGCGUCAUGAGCCCUGCGUCUGCCGCCAAGGUCAUUGCCUACGUUUCCUUCGGUGAUCCGUAUCCCGCUUCAAAGCAGCUCAGCACCCUAGCGAGCGACAUCAAGAACAGCCACCUGCAGCGAUGGAUGCUGUCGCCCCAGCACUUCUGGUACGGCUUGGAUGGAUCUACCACCAAGGCUGCUGAGCAAGUCGUUGCUGCCCUGAACGGCAGCAAGAAGAAAUAG
Molecule: messenger RNA, 645 nt
Organism: Clonostachys rhizophaga
Lineage: Eukaryota; Fungi; Ascomycota; Sordariomycetes; Hypocreales; Bionectriaceae
Source: the annotation of a GenBank genome assembly